ACAUUUCAAUUUCCCCCUCACCCCUACGGUGUCACCUGGUUCAUUCCCUCCCACCACAGCAACCGCUUCAACGUAACCGUGGCACAUUCACAAUCACACUCUCUCUCUACGAAAUCAAUGGCUUCAACAACGCACAAUAAAUAACUGUUCUCAUUUCAUUCAUUUCUUCACAAAUGCACUUUCCAAUGGAUUUCGCAAAACACAUUACUACUAAACCCCCCAUUCUCUUCACACGCCUCCUAACCUGGAUCACCUCAACCCUCCCCCGCUACCGUCACAUUCCACCACCACAACCACCACCACCGCCGCCACAACCUCCUUCUCCUCCACCAACCACCCUCCCUUCAAUCCUCGCACACAAAGUUCUAGAUUCUUCCAAAUGCAAAACCCUAAUACCUAACCUAACCCCACACGAAUUCGAACACUCAUUCUUCACUCAUCACACCACCGUUAACCUCAAAACCACACUCGAUUUCUUCAGUUUCGCUUCAAAGAAUUUCAAAUUCCGUUUCACCGUUCGUUCUUAUUGCAUCUUAAUUCGUUUGCUUCUAGCUUCGAAUCAUAUACCGCGUGCUAAGUUUACGUUGAAACGGUUAAUAGAAGGUAAUGCUAAUACGCCUUUGAAGAAAACCGACGCUAGGUUAAGCGAAAUUGCUUCGGCAUUUUUGGAAUUGGGUGAGCGAAGUCAUGGUGAAUUGGAUUUGUUGAUUUAUAUUUUGUGUUCACAGUUUCAGCAUUUAGGGUUUCAUUGGGCUUUUGAUACUUUCAUGUUGUUUACUAGUAAGGGUGUUUUUCCUUCGUUGAAAAGUUGUAAUUUUUUGAUGAGUUCGUUGGUGAAGAGUAAUGAGCUUCAUAAGAGUUUUAGGGUUUUUGACGCGAUGUGCCGCGGUGGUGUUUUGAUUGAUGUUUAUACUUAUGCGACUGCUAUUAACGCGUAUUGUAAAGGUGGGAAGAUUGAUGAGGCUGUUGGGUUGUUUUUGAAAAUGGGGGAGGGAGGUGUUUUGCCGAAUGUGGUUACUUACAAUAACUUGAUUGAUGGGUUAUGUAAGAGUGGAAGGUUAGAAGAAGCUUUAAUGUUUAAGGGCAGGAUGGUUGAGAAUAAAGUGAACCCUAGUUUGGUAACUUAUGGGAUUCUUGUGAAUGGUUUGGUGAAGUUUGAGAAAUUUGAUGAGGCGAAUUCGGUUUUGGUUGAAAUGUAUAGCAAGGGGUUUUCUCCUAAUGAGUUUGUUUUUAAUGCACUUAUUGAUGGUUAUAGCAGAAAAGGGAAUAUGGAUGAUGCAUUGAGGGUUAGAGAUGAUAUGACGUUGAAGGGAUUGAAACCGAAUGCUGUUACUCAUAAUACUCUUUUACAGGGUUUUUGUAGGACCAAUCAAAUGGAGCAAGCUGAACAAGUUUUAGAGUACUUGUUAUCGAACGUUUUGUCUGUUAAUGAGGACGCAUGUUCUUAUGUGCUUCACUUGUUAUGCAAGAGUUCCAAGUUUGAUUCAGCCUUGAAAAUUGUUAAGGCGUUGUUGUUGAGGAACAUUAAGGUUAAUGAUAGCUUGCUAACUUUGUUGGUUUGUGGACUUUGUAAAUGUGGAAAACAUUUGGAGGCAAUUGACCUUUGGUUUAGACUAGCAGAUAAGAAAGGGCUUGCAGCGAAUACAACAACCUCAAAUGCACUGCUCUAUGGACUUUGUGAAAGGGGGAACAUGGAAGAGGUUUUUCCGGUAUGUAAAGAAAUGGUGGAGAGAGGUUUGGUGCUUGAUGGUAUUUCAUACAACACACUUAUUUUUGGCUGUUGUAAAUCAGGUAAAAUCGAGGAAGCUUUCAAGCUUAAGGAAAAGAUGAUGAAGCAAGGAUUCAAACCUGAUACUUAUACCUACAACUUCCUAAUGAAAGGGUUAGCUGAUAAGGGAAAAAUGGAUGAUGUUGGUAGGGUUUUGCAUGAAGCCAAAGAUCAUGGCGUGGUUCCAAAUAUCUACACAUAUGCAUUAAUGUUGGAAGGAUAUUGUAAUGCUGAUAGGAUUGAUAAUGCUGUGAGCUUGUUCAAUAAGUUAGUUUAUAACAAAGUAGAACUUAGUUAUGUUGUUUAUAACAUACUUAUUGCAGCCCAUAGUAAAGCUGGGAAUUUUACGGAAGCCUUCAAACUCCGCGAUGCCAUGCGAAGUAGCAACAUUCAUCCUACGAUUUUCACAUAUUCUUCUAUAAUACAUGGUAUGUGCUGUAAUGACCUUGUUGAGGAAGCAAAGGGAAUUUUUGAAGAAAUGAGAAAUGAAGGAUUGAUGCCAAAUGUGUUUUGUUAUACUGCUCUAAUUGGCGGUUACUGCAAGUUAGGUCAGAUGGAUCAGAUAGAGAGUAUCUUACAGGAAAUGACAUCAAACUGUAUACAGCCUAAUAAAAUUACCUACACUAUUAUGAUUGAUGGUUAUUGCAAAAUGGGAAAUACGAAAGAAGCGACUAAGCUCUUAAAUGAGAUGAUAGCAAAUGGAAUAUCACCAGAUACUGUUACUUAUACUGUAUUGCAAAAAGGAUAUUGCAAGGAAAAUGAGCUUGAAGAAACUCUUCAAGGCGAUACAGCAGUACCUUUAGAAGAAAUAACAUACACCACAUUGGUUGACAAGUUGCAUCCACAUUCAGAUGCAGCACUUAGUAAUCGUGAAUAAUGAGAAAACUACUCAAAAUAGUUGACAGUUGCACUAAGUUGACACCUUAACUCUCGUGGUUGAGAGUUGAGACUACCAUUGUUAAGCCUGAUUUCAAGCUCAAUAAGUGGAAAGAUGAAGGUUUUAUAUGCUCAAUCUCCAAACACGUGGAUUACUAGCAACAACUAAAUAACAUACACUUGACUUGGCUUCCUACUUGAACAACUGGCCUUGGAUUUUAGAGGAACCUUUGUCAUAUGGUAUCAGGGCAUUUCUUGGACAGCAGAUCUCUUGGAUAUUGGAGAUAGCAUAGCAUUAAAGAUUUGAAGAGACAACUGCUGUCCCAACAAGAACCAAAGUUACAUGAAAGAAAAUAAUGAGAAAUUCAGCAAACAGGUAUGUGUCUCAACCAAAGGAAUUUAUGGCACAUCAUGCAAGAGGCAAACGUGAUGUAGAAAAAGCAACAGCAAUAAUGCAGGGAAUAUUCAAAGUAAGUACACGGUAGGAUCUGGUGGCAAGGGAACUUGGUACUUCCAAGCUUCAGGAUGCCGUGCAUUGGAGGAGCAUUUGAUUUUUCGGUCGUGGUUACAAUUUUGAAGUGGGUCUCAAGAUAGGCUGUGAACUGGAUAUGGUUGUAAGAUACAAAAGUUUAUAAAUUUCAUAUAUAUGCUGGCCAAAGACCUUUGGUUUCCUGUCUUCGUUGUCCAGUCUGCACCUUUUUGAAUGACCUUGGAGGAUUUAUUCAGUUUUUUUUUUUUUUAAAGAAAAAAAACAAAUAGAACUAGUGGAAAGAUGAAGGGAAAAUCUCCAUCUAGAUUAUAGAUAUGCAGAUAAAUCCCCAGUAUAGUCACUUUCCUUAUUUCAAUACGACUGGUUUUAAAGAAAUCAUAUAGAUAAAUUUAUCAGCGUCUUUCUUCUAGGUCACAGAUCCUUAUCAAUGAAGAACAGAGAUUCUAAUAAAGUAUUUGUACUUGGGCUCUCAUUUGUAUCAGACACAUUUAUAAUACUACUAAUUGCCUUUUAUAAUUUCCUUA
Molecule: messenger RNA, 3658 nt
Organism: Medicago truncatula (barrel medic)
Lineage: Eukaryota; Viridiplantae; Streptophyta; Magnoliopsida; Fabales; Fabaceae
Product: pentatricopeptide repeat-containing protein At4g19440, chloroplastic
Exons: 4
Coding region: 174-2645 (823 amino acids)
Molecular function (GO): protein binding
Source: RefSeq, a predicted model, not a curated record